Molecule: messenger RNA, 600 nt
Organism: Colletotrichum lupini
Lineage: Eukaryota; Fungi; Ascomycota; Sordariomycetes; Glomerellales; Glomerellaceae
Product: GMC oxidoreductase
Exons: 2
Molecular function (GO): flavin adenine dinucleotide binding; oxidoreductase activity, acting on CH-OH group of donors
Source: RefSeq, a predicted model, not a curated record
GAUACUAAUACCUACUUUGGCGACCCUGCCACUCUUCCCGAUGAUGCCGAGUACGUUACCACAGCACCCUGGGUAACAUACCCAUACGCGAGGGGCCACAUUCAUGCUACUGGGCCGAGUAUAGAUGAUGAGUACGACUUCACCACUGGGUGGCUACUUGACGAGAAUGAUAUCGACCUGAGGAGCCACAUCUGGGGGUACAAGACACAACGAGCCAUCGCCCGUCGAAUGGAAAUCUUUCGAGGCGAGCUCGCACUGGGGCACCCUAAGUUCGCUAACACAUCGAGCGCCGCUGUCAUCGAGGUGGCCGAAGGACCGGUCACUGAUUCGAUUGAGUACUCUAUCGAAGACGAUGCUGCAAUCAUCCAGUACGUUCGUGAAAACAUCGGGACAUCAAGACAUCCUCUUGGUACCUGCAAGAUGGCGCCCCGGGAGAAUCGAGGGGUUGUCGACCCCAGCCUGAACGUCUACGGCGUGUCCGGGUUGAAGGUUGCGGAUCUCAGCGUGCCAUCUCAGCAAGUCGCUGCUAAUACUUACAAUGCUGCACUGCUGGUGGGGGAGAAGGCUGCAGAGAUCAUCAUCACAGAGUUAGGACUCUGA